AUGACAUCUCCAUCAUUCAACCCACUUGUAGUUCAGUUAAUACGGGAUGAUUGUGUAUCAUUCGUAAAUGAGAUCCUUCAAAAUGCAGAUCCAUCGAAAAGAAGAACUUUUCCUCUUUUUCAUGUAAUGACUUAUUCACAAAUUUGUGAUAUGACUUACAGCUGUUUUGGUGUUUCAAAACAAGACUUCAAACUGCAAUUAUAUUUGUGGUAUGAAUUUAAGGGUGUUCCUUUUAGGAAUUUAAUUACAGAUGAUAAUACUUUGGCAAUGAUUUAUCAUCUGGGGAGUAACCAGCCAGAACAUGAUGAAGAUAACGAAGAUAAUGAAGACAAUGACGAUGAUGAAGACAAUGACGAUGAUGAAGACAAUGAAGACGAUGAACAUGUUCAAGAUCAUGAAAUUGACCCAAUGGGUGGUGGAUCAAGUAACGAGGCACCUUAUACAAGCGAUGAUACCAUCGACGGAUAUAGCGUUGAUGGGGAUGUAUCUAGAGAUGAAGAAGAAGAAGGGACCCAUGCACAAGGUCCUUUGGAGCAUGAACAACUUCUUAAUCUUAUCGAUGAUAAUGAACAACAGAGAGCUGCUAAUCUUCCAAGUAAGAGGUACACAACCAGGACGUGGAUAAAUCAGUAUAAUGCUGCACUUGCUCCCCUCCGAGACGUGAAUUACUGGGCGCAUGUAGAUUGGUAG
Messenger RNA from Erigeron canadensis, 690 nucleotides. Its product is annotated as protein PFC0760c-like. NCBI's taxonomy places the organism in Eukaryota, Viridiplantae, Streptophyta, Magnoliopsida, Asterales, Asteraceae. The transcript is spliced from 2 exons. The record is from RefSeq and is a predicted model, not a curated record. The coding region runs from base 1 to 690 and encodes 229 amino acids.